Camelina sativa (false flax) is the source of this 1773-nucleotide messenger RNA. Its product is annotated as E3 ubiquitin-protein ligase SIRP1-like. NCBI's taxonomy places the organism in Eukaryota, Viridiplantae, Streptophyta, Magnoliopsida, Brassicales, Brassicaceae. Gene Ontology annotation, cellular component: cytoplasm. The record is from RefSeq and is a predicted model, not a curated record. Gene Ontology annotation, molecular function: ubiquitin protein ligase activity. Gene Ontology annotation, biological process: protein ubiquitination.
AAAGGAAGCAAAAAAGACUAUAAUUAACAAAGUCUUAAACUUGAUUAAUAAUUAAAUUAAAGAUAAUAAAUGCUAAUUAAGAAAAGGAUGACAUAAAGUAAAGAGGAGACAAGGGGAACGAACUGAGUUGGGGUGUUGUUUAGACCGAAGACGAAGAGGACGUGGUUGGGUUGUUUUGUUUCUGUUUCCUUCCACUCUUUCUUCUUCUUCAUUUCCUCUUUCUUUCUCCAUUUUUAAAAGUUUUAUUUCUUGGGGUUUUCAAGAAGUAAAAGCAGAGACAUUAAUUAAAGAAUCAAGAGAUUUGGGGGAGGUGAAGGAUUGAGAGAGAGACAUGGAUGAAACAAUGGCAGCUAGGUAUUGGUGUCACAUGUGUUCACAAAUGGUGAAUCCAAUAAUGGAAUCUGAGAUCAAAUGUCCCUUUUGUCAAAGCGGGUUCAUAGAAGAAAUGAGCAGUAAUGUCAAUGGAGGUGGAGGUGGAAGUGGAGUCAGAGGCAUAACAAGAGAUGUUCAAGAUUCAGAAACCGAUUUUGGAACAGACCGUGCGUUGUCUCUAUGGGCACCAAUCUUGCUUGGGAUGAUGAGUAGUCCUAGGAGACGAAGAAGGUUUAGGAGAUCAGAGUUUGGUGAAGACAAUGAUGAUGAUAAUGUUGAUGAUGAGUUGAACAAUGUUGAUGGGAAUGAUAACAGUAAUCUGUAUCGUCAUCAUCAUCAUCGAGCUAGGCGACAUGGUGGAGAGAUUGAUUUGGAUAGAGAGUUUGAAUCUAUCUUGAGGAGAAGACGAAGAAGCUCAGGUAAUAUAUUGCAGUUGCUUCAAGGGAUUCGUGCUGGGAUUGCUUCUGAGUAUGAAAGCUCUGAUGAGAAUCCUCGAGAGAGGGAUGGUAACAACAACAGUAGAGUUAUAAUGAUCAAUCCGUAUAACCAAUCUCUUGUUGUUCAAGGGUCUUCUGAUCAAAAUCAUCAAAAUCAUCAUCAUCAUCAUCCUUCAUUGACUUCACUUGGAGAUUACUUCAUUGGACCUGGAUUAGAUCUUUUACUUCAGCAUUUAGCUGAGAAUGAUCCUAAUAGGCAAGGUACUCCACCUGCUCGUAAAGAAGCUGUUGAAGCUUUACCCACUGUUAAGAUAACUGAACCUUUGCAAUGUUCUGUUUGUUUGGAUGAUUUUGAGAAAGGAACCGAAGCUAAAGAGAUGCCGUGUAAGCAUAAGUUUCAUAUCCGUUGUAUUGUCCCUUGGCUUGAGCUUCAUAGUUCUUGUCCUGUUUGUCGAUUUGAGCUUCCUUCUAGUGCUGAUGAUGAUGAUGAGACAAAGACUGAUUCCACCGAGAGACCGCCAAGAACAAGAAAUGUUCGGGAUACUAAUAACAGAAACGUUGUUGAGAGUGUUGGUAGUGGGGAGAGAGGAAGAGAGGAUGAUGCGAGGAGUGGAAAUGGAAGACGGUUUUCGUUUCCAUGGCCGUUCAGUGGAUUGUUCUCUUCAUCAUCUUCUUCUUCGGCUUCUUCAUCCUCUGGAACUCAAUCUGGUGAGAACAAUUUCUACUCAAGAUCUUCUGGUUCCUCUCGCUGAUUUGUUCUUGUUCUUGUUCUUGUUCUUCCAUCUUUUGUUGCUCUCUCAAAUAUCUCAAGUUCUAGCUCUUAAAUUUGUUAUGGACUCUCUGCAUUUCAUUCUCUGCUUUUAUUAUGUACAGAAAAAUGAUGUUCUUUCACUCAGACUGUUGAACAAAUCAAAUCCAUUGUUGUUGUACAGAGACGAUCAAAUUCAGUUUGUGUGUUUCCAUU